This is a messenger RNA of Puntigrus tetrazona (Sumatra barb), 3060 nucleotides long. Its product is annotated as B-cadherin-like. Gene Ontology annotation, cellular component: catenin complex; adherens junction; plasma membrane. The coding region runs from base 95 to 2437 and encodes 780 amino acids. The transcript is spliced from 15 exons. Gene Ontology annotation, biological process: cell-cell junction assembly; calcium-dependent cell-cell adhesion; cell morphogenesis. Gene Ontology annotation, molecular function: cadherin binding; calcium ion binding. NCBI's taxonomy places the organism in Eukaryota, Metazoa, Chordata, Actinopteri, Cypriniformes, Cyprinidae. The record is from RefSeq and is a predicted model, not a curated record.
CACACAGAUCAGACUUUACAGUAUAGCUUAAGCAAGGAACUGACUAGGUAGCAGGAAAAAAAACUGAGAAAUACUGUUCAGCAUUGCUGUGAAGAUGAAGAAAUUCACUCGUGGAAGUUUCACUUAUAUUUUGUGUCUGAUGGUCGUAACAAUUCAUGGAGAGAUCAUACGAGAGUAUUUAGCAGCCGUCAAGCAACAGGGACGCUUCAUGCUUGCCAAGAGAAACAGCUGUGCACUUGGCCAGAACCACUUUUGCCUGAUCAGAAGAAAGAGGGAUUGGUUGAUUCCCCCUGUCAGCGUUUCAGAAAAUGAUAGUGGCCCGUUCCCAAAGCAAGUGGUGAAGAUGAAGUCCACCGCUGCUGAUUCCAAGACGAUGAUUUAUAGAAUCACAGGCGCUGGAGCAGAUCAGCCACCCAUUGGUCUUUUCACAGUGGACAAGCGUACAGGCUGGUUAUGGGUCACCAAAAGCCUGGACAGAGAGGAAACUGCGCUAUACGUUCUCACAACUCAUGCUUCAGCAAAGGAUCAAAGCUACAAUGAAACUUCUGUCAGACUCACAAUCAAAGUUAUCGAUCAAAAUGACAACAAACCCCUGUGUACCCAGGAUCCUUUUAUGGGUCAGGUCCCAGAAAGGGCUAAACAAAAUGCGACCGUAAUAAAAGUGACGGCGAAAGACAUAGAUGACCCAGAAACUGCAAAUGGCAUUGUACGUUACAAGCUGGUUAAAACGCAACCCAAUGGUGGGCUGUUUCACAUCGACCCAGACAGCGGAGUCAUCAGCCUGGCCGCAAUAGGAGUUCUAGACAGAGAGAAUCAAGCCGUGUAUAGUCUGGCCGUGGAAGCGGCAGAUAUGGAUGGACACGGCCUUUCUUCCACCUGUAUGGUCAUCAUCAGAAUUACUGAUAGUAAUGAUCACGCUCCUAAGUUCAGCCAAAGAAAGUAUGCAGGUACGGUACAGGAAAAUAAGGCUGGGGAAGUUGUUGCAAGGUUGGAUGUCACAGAUAGAGAUGAGCCUUUAACUGCAAACUCUGUGGCAAGUUUCACCAUCAUCAAGGGCAAUGAGAAAGGGUUCUUCAACAUCAGCACCGGCCCCAGCGGCAUGGAAGGAAUCAUCAUGACAUCAAAAGGUCUGGACUUUGAGCAGACCAACGCUUUCUCUCUGCUGGUGGUGGUCAAGAACGAGGUUCCUUUUGCUAUUCCUUUGGCCACCUCCACUGCUACCGUCACCAUCACAGUGCAGGAUGUAAACGAGCCGCCUGUCUUUGAGCCUGAGAGGAAAAAAAUCAUGACACAUGAGGACCUCGAAGUGGGCAGCACCAUCACCAAAUACACAGCUUAUGACCCAGAUACUGCUAGAGAGCAGAAAAUAAGAUACAAGUUGCUGCAAGACUUUGCAAACUGGCUUGAGAUCACAGAGGACACUGGACUCAUCAAAGUGAGGAGUUCACUGGACAGAGAGGCCUCGUUCAUAAGAAAUGAAGAGUACACUGUCUUAGUACUGGCUUAUGACAAUGAUGACGAGCCGGCUACAGGAACAGGCACAUUAGUGAUUAAGCUGUUGGACGUUAAUGACAACGCUCCAGUGCUGGAGGAGCGCAGAGUCCCGAUGUGCCUCAUCGAACCAAAACCGGUCCGUCUGACGAUCACGGAUCCAGACGGCCCCGAAAACGGCCCACCUUUCGUCAUAGAGCUUAAUACAGAAUAUCAAAGCAACUGGACUGUCAUCAGCAACUCCAGCAGCGGCGUGGUGUUGCUGAAGCCGCUCAGACGUCUGGCUCUUGGCGAAUACAGCCUGGUAUUGCGUGUGUACGACUCCAAGAGGUUAUUUCAGAACAGGUCUAUCAUAGUGGAGGUGUGUGACUGUAAAGGUGAUGACGUUACCUGCUUCAAAGACGUAUAUGCUGCUGCUGCCGGCGUCACUCUGUCCAUCUACGUGCUAGCAGCCAUCCUAUGCUUUCUUGUGCUGUUACUGUUGCUUAUUGUCCUGAAAAGAAGGUGUGAAAGAAAAGCUCAUUGGCAACACUUCAACCAUACAGAAGAAGACAGGGACAAUAUUUUAUGUUAUAAUGAAGAAGGAGGAGGCGAACAGGACCAGGAUUUUGAUAUGAUCCUAUUGUGCAGCGGACUAGAGGUUUUCUCUAACGAUAUUGCCCCAAUGGCGUCACCUACAAUCUUCUGCCGGCAUCUUCCAGACGAGAAUGAAGACAUCGAAAGCUUUAUAUACGAGAACUUGUGCACCGCGAAUGAUGACCGCUUUGUGGCGCCGUAUGACUCCAUGCUGGUGUUUGCUCACGAGGGUGAGCAGUCUGAAUCUGGAUCUCUCAGCUCUCUGCAGUCAUCCAUCAGUGAUGGAGAUCAGGACUUCCAGCAUCUGCAGAACUGGGGACCUCGAUUCAGAAGACUGGCUGAUAUGUUUGCUGGAGGAGAAGAAGAAUGAUAUCGCUAUAUAGGAGUUUGUUUAUAAAAGUGUGACGUGAAAUGUAUUACCAAAUAUAGGAAUAUAGUUCUCCCAGAAAUUAAAAUGUGCUGAAAAUUGACUCGCCUUCAGAGCAUCUGAGAUGUAAAUGAAAUUGUUUCUUCGUAUAAACAGAUUUAUUAAAAGAAACAUAUAAAUUACAUUACUUGCUCCUUAAUGGAUCCUCUGCAGUAAAUGGGUGCCGUGAGAAAGAGAGUCCAUACAGCUGAUAAAAACAUAGCUGAUCCACAUAACUUUUCACUUCACGAGAUGAUCAUUUAUAAACUGUCGUGUGGAUUAUUGUGAUGUUUUUAUUCGGCUAUUUUCUGACGGCACCCAUUGACUGAAUGAAAGUAAUAUAAUGCUAAAUUGCUCAAUAUCUGUUCUGAUGAAGAGGCAAACUUACUGCCACAGUAUUGUAAAUCUUUUUUUUUUUUACACAUAUUGCCUUAUGCAAACUAAAGCUGUUGAAUUGAUUGAAUGUAAGACAAGCACCUGUGAUUUAUUUUUUUGUACUGCACGAGUUGUUUGCUGAUUUUCUCAUAUUGCUGUAUUUACUUUUUUUGUUGUCUUAAAUGCAAAAUGUUUAUUCAAUUAUCAAUAAA